AUGAAUCUUCCAAGUCAAGAACAAUACGACGCAGAACUCAAAGCAGCUGGAAUGUCUCAAAGUGGAGUUGAUGGUCUGCAUGCAUUGGCUCAGAAGUUUGCAACCCAGUACCCGAUUGUUCAAGCUAACAAGGAAGCAUCAGACAAGUUCAUUACGGAGUACACCGUUGAGGCUCAGAAUUACGUCAAGGCAAUGUCUCCAGAAGACCAAAAGAUUUAUGCAGAGAGUUUGAAAAAGUACGGACUUAUCUAA
Caenorhabditis remanei is the source of this 252-nucleotide messenger RNA. RefSeq lists its product as uncharacterized. The coding region runs from base 1 to 252 and encodes 83 amino acids. The record is from RefSeq and is a predicted model, not a curated record. The transcript is spliced from 2 exons. NCBI's taxonomy places the organism in Eukaryota, Metazoa, Nematoda, Chromadorea, Rhabditida, Rhabditidae.